GUAAGGUAAAGCAAAUGAUGUAGCGUAACUUAUAGUAAGGUAAAGUAAAGUACGUUUUCACUUGUUGCAGUGCAAACACAAGCAUAAGCGCGAGCACAAGAAAAAGGAAAAAUUUUGAUCCUUGUGCUUGUGCUUAUGUCUUCGUCAAGGACGUUUUCACGGUAAAAUAAGAAUUAUUGUGUUUGCGCUUGUGCUCGCGUUUGUACUUACGUCGCUAGUGAAAACCACGCUUAACUAAUUCUUCGGUCAAAAUGACUGGACUGGCUGAAAUUUCUUUGCGUUAAUAAAGGCUUCGACUUCGUCUCGGUCGACAAACACGCAAAAAAGGGUUUGGGCAAUAUUUAUAUCCUGACCUCACGCUAGUGAGGUCAACAACCCACAUUUAUUAAAGACUUGUGUUGGAAUCAAUUUCAACUUAUGUUUAUGUGAUUUUCGUCAUGGCCUCUAGGCUACCAGUGGACAGAAAUUACCUCUGGGAUAUCUUCUCUAAAAUUGAUAAAGAUGGGAAUGGAUCCAUAUCAGCGGAUGAACUUCAACAAGCAUUGUCAAAUGGAGCCUGGACCCCGUUCAAUCCUGAGACAGUACGACUCAUGAUUGGUAUGUUUGAUCAGGAUAAUUCAGGCGCAAUCGAGUUCAAUGAGUUCUUUGCCUUGUGGCAGUAUGUCACUGACUGGCAAAGAACAUUUAGAAGCUAUGAUCAGGACAACUCUGGAACCAUUGAUAGACAAGAAUUAAAAACAGCCCUUACAAACUUUGGUUACAGGUUGUCGGAGAGAAUGUACACCAUUCUCAUCACAAAAUUUGAUCGCAGUGGCCAGGGCUCCAUCAACUUUGAUGACUUUAUCCAGUGUUGCAUCAUACUACAGAUUCUGACGAAUUCCUUCAGAUUCCGUGAUUACACCAAGAGUGGUUGGAUAACAAUAGGAUAUGAAGAUUUUCUUUCUAUGGUGUUUAGCUUAAACAUGUCGAAAUAGUGAUUUUUGUCCCUCGCUUGAAACAUUUCAAACAACGUUGCGUGGGAACCUUACUUCUGUCUUGAGACAAAAGUGUUACAAAAAAUAAGAGACUGUAGAAAGUUACUCCGUUGUUCAAGAAUCUUCAUUGGCUUCCGGUAGAACAAAGAAUCAUCUUCAAAAUUGCACUCAUCACCUUCAAGGCUCUUCGUGGUGACGGUCCCCAGUAUAUCGUAGAUAUUCUCAAUCCCUACAACCCAGCUAGAACACUUAGAUCGUCCACUCAGAAUCUCCUUUACAAGCCUAGUUUCAUUUCAAAAGGCUACGGUGACCGUUCAUUUACGGUGUCGGCUCCAACAGUGUGAAACGUACUUCCAAACGAUAUCAGACUCUUCUUGCACGAACAUUUUUAAAAGUAAACUGAAAACGUGGCUUUUUAAACAAGCAUUUUUAAGUUGAAGU
Messenger RNA from Orbicella faveolata, 1415 nucleotides. RefSeq names its product programmed cell death protein 6-like. The record is from RefSeq and is a predicted model, not a curated record. Gene Ontology annotation, molecular function: calcium ion binding. NCBI's taxonomy places the organism in Eukaryota, Metazoa, Cnidaria, Anthozoa, Scleractinia, Merulinidae.